This is a messenger RNA of Venturia canescens, 3729 nucleotides long. It is a transcript of the gene sip3, whose product is annotated as septin interacting protein 3. The record is from RefSeq and is a predicted model, not a curated record. Bases 250 to 1959 code for a protein of 569 amino acids. The transcript is spliced from 8 exons. NCBI's taxonomy places the organism in Eukaryota, Metazoa, Arthropoda, Insecta, Hymenoptera, Ichneumonidae.
CGUGUCCCAACUCUUUAGUUGGACGAAUCACCGUUUACAAAUCGUGUAUUCGUCAGCGCGCUAGUGUCAUCCAGUAUACUUCUUUGCACUUUACUCUAGCGAGUUGUCGGAGUCGGAUCGGGAGAGAACAGCUUUUGUGUUUGUUAUUCCUUAAAAAAGCACAAAUUGAACGAACGCUCGACGAGAAAAACUAAAAUUUAAAAAAUUACUCGAGGUGCAGAAAGCCGAUAAGGCUUCUGAGACGCGAUAAUGAGGACUGCUGGAAUAUUACUCAUCAGUUUCGCGCUUACGUGCGCCGUUAUCAGUAAUGCAUAUUAUCAGAAGAAACAGUUCUAUCCAUCUGUCGUCUACAUAACCAAAUCGAAUCCCUGUAUGACUGUGAUAUACGUACAGGGAUUUAUUCUCGUUUAUAUCACCAACACAUUUCUGAGGAAAAUAUUCUUUGGUAACUUGCGCGCUGCCGAGCUUGAGCACCUGGUGGAAAAAGCCUGGUACGCUGUGACCGAAACAUGUCUAGCAUUUACAGUGUUCAGAGAUGAUUUCAGCCCCAAAUUUAUAGCAUUAUUCACCCUGUUAUUAUUCCUAAAAUCUUUCCACUGGUUGGCAGAGGACCGAGUGGACUAUAUGGAACGAAGUCCGGUCAUAACAUGGCUUUUCCAUUUGCGAGUAACAACGCUGCUCACUCUCCUGGCGGUAAUAAACAUUAACAUGAUUCAGUACGCCUACAAUUCAACACAGGUGAAAGGAGCUUCGGUACAAUUGGUAUUUGGUUUCGAAUAUGCCAUUCUCCUGACCAUCGUUCUCAAUAUUAUUGUCAAAUACAUGUUGCACACGGCUGAUUUACGAAGCGAGGGACCUUGGGAAAAUAAACCCGUAUUCUUAUUGUAUACAGAACUGAUUAUUGGAUUUUUCAAGGUUAUAUUGUACGUGUCCUUCGUGGCUAUAAUGGUGAAACUUUAUGCAUUACCACUGUUCGCUUUUCGUCCUAUGUACUACACUAUGCGCAACUUUAAGAAAGCCUUUCAAGACAUUGUUAUGUCACAGCGAGCCAUUAGAAAUAUGAACACUUUCUAUCCGGAUGCAACGCCCGAAGAACUCGCGGCUGCUGACAACGUUUGUAUCAUUUGCAGAGAAGAAAUGGUUUCGGCUAGUAAAAAAUUACCGUGCAAUCAUAUAUUUCAUACGGCAUGUUUGCGCUCGUGGUUUCAACGACAGCAAACGUGUCCAACCUGCAGGCUCAACAUUUUGAGGCCUGCAACCGGAAACACCGAACCGAGACCGGCCAAUCAACCACAGGGGCCCACACCUACCCCACAACCCGCUCAAACUAUUCCCAAUCAACAAGAUGCUCCGGCACCAAGGUCUAUUGUUGAAUGGCGAGCUAUGAGAAAUUUGCCAGGUUCAACGUCGCCUCCGACUCCGGUCCCAUUUUUCGCACCGCCGUUUCCAACCACUGUUCCAUUACCACCUGUCCCAACACCACCCCCGAAUUUAACGACUCUCAGCGAAGAUGAACUGCGAGCUAUGGAGGGUAAUUUGCGUCAAACUGUUGAGGCGCGAAUACAAACAUUGCAGAGGGUACAACUUUUACUAGAUGCGGCAAAUGCAAUGAUGAAUCAGUAUCAGAUGGCAGCAGCGACGGCCAACAUUCCGGUGCCGACGACAUCGGGCACGAGAGUAGUCCCCGAGUCAGGGAGCAGCAAGGAGAGUAAGACGCGAGUACCAGAGUCCCAUUCUCCUGCGGCGAACAGGAAAGAGGAAUGUGCGACGUCAUCGAGAACGGGGAUCACUUCGAACGACGAUGUAUCAACGACAUCGGAAGGCAGUAACAGCAGUACAGACGGAACGUCGUUACCCUCAACAUCACGAGCUGCGGGCGACGAGGACGUAAACAGCGAACAGGCGGCGUUGAGAAAAAGACGAUUGCAAAAAUUUUCGGUUCAGCCAGCAGCGGAUUAGAAAAACACUAAAAAAAUCCAGCAAAAGUAUAACGACGAGGAAAGGAAGAAAAGAAAACAACUGAAAAAAUAUACACAAUAACAAGAAGAAGCUGCUUUCGUUAUGUGAUAAAAGUUUAUCGGAUUGGUCAAGUCACCGAUGUAUCCCAUUUCCAAGGUUUGUCGAACAAGAAUUCAAAUUUGAGCGUUGCUGAUACAUUCUGGAAAAAUUGCAAGUGAUAGAAAUUCAAUACGACAUGUAUGUAUAUAUGCCCGAUGUAUGAUGUGUACACACACAAACACACACACACACACACACACACGCAGUAUAUAUAUAUGAUAUAUAUUAUAUCAGAUGGUCACCAUCGUAAACUUACGUUUAGGACCAAAUUCCAUGUUGAAAGGAUUCAUCGACCCUUCGCUAAAAUAUAAUUGAGAGAUCGAUAAAAUAUGCACAGUAUCAAUUUAAUAGAACAUAAAAAUUCCAUUUAAUAAAAGCCCUCGACGAUACUUUUUUAUCUUUGAUAAAUUAGUCAAAACCUCUUGGUUGUCGUCUGUCUCUAUAGCUAAUAUACCAAUGGAAAAACAAAAAUAUCGCUUAUAAUUUUUGACUGGGAAAAUUUUAUAUUUAUCGUAUCCGUAACUCGUUCGCUUUACUGCGAGAAUCCGAAAAUCCCUGAAGGGGGAGGGAGGCACCGAAAGAUUUGCUGAUUACACGUGGUUCGAUUUAUCAAGCCGGAAUUUGGUCUUGAAUCGAAGGCCAUGGCAAUGGACUAUCCGUGACGAGACAGCCUGUAUAUCCAAUAGCAUAUAUCGUUAAUUAUACGACUAUUUUUUAUUUAAUUUUACCCCUUUCAAGUGUGAAAAAUCCUCUGUGCGUUUUGUGCACUCGGAAUGGCAAAGACUAAAUAUAUAUAUAUAUCUGUACAAAUACAUAUAUACAUUUAUAUAUAAAGAGUCGAGUCCCGCAGGUUGAUAGAUCGAAAAUGUGAACUUGAAUUUCGAAUUAGCCAAAUCUGAGUCGAAAAGUCCAACAAUAUGUUUUAUUAAAAAUUCAUUACCUCCUCAUCUUUCAUCAUCUAUCUUGCUCUCGAGCUUCUGAAGACCAGGAACAAAAAAACUGGCAAGAGCGAAUCAUGUGGACCAUAAAAUUUUCCACACCCAACCCCCAAUCUCAUCCGUGCUUGCACAGGGAGGUGCCUUUAUUUUGUUUGAUAACGCGAUGAGGGAGUUUGUAAAUCUUCGACACUCGAAGCGAAUAAGCUCAGACAUUUAUUCAAGUUCACGUUACUGAUCAUUGAAGCUAUGAUACUCUUUAUUUAUAAAAAUACAUAUACACAUAUGUGUAUGUGGCUCUGUGUGUAUGCAUGUAUGUCCAUACUCGCACACUUUUGGAACUCCAAAAGACUUUUUUACCUUGAGCCUAAGCCGCGUACGCGGGUUAAUGAGGGAUGAGGGACGAUGGCUGAUGCUCCAAAGUGAUGAUUCUUCCAUCGUUUGUUGUACACUCGCGACAUAGCGAUCCUACACGUGUAGAUAAUAUUAUUAUAAACAAGGUAAUAUAGCUCUGCGAGAAUGAAAAAAAAGUUGUAAUAAGAUUAUUACGUUUGAACAUUGAGCGAAAUUGAUAUCACUUCUGAGAAUAUUCUAUGAAACUUCACGAUCGUGAAGAUUUCAUUACGUGUAUAUAAACUUAUAUUCACGUGAACUUUAUUAUAGUUGCGUCUUGUAAAAUAAGAGUUCCACGUAACAAUCGACACACGUAUAAUAAACUUAUUUGUGUAUUUAUAUA